This is a messenger RNA of Acaulospora morrowiae, 910 nucleotides long. The record is from the annotation of a GenBank genome assembly. Lineage: Eukaryota; Fungi; Glomeromycota; Glomeromycetes; Diversisporales; Acaulosporaceae.
AUGUUGCACGUUUAUAACGACCUCGUAUCAAUCAUUGGAAUUUUGAUCAUUAUCUACAUUUCUCAUUUUUAUUUUAAAUACUUUACUCGCGAAAAUCCCCUCCCUGGCCCAAUACCACUUCCUUUAGUCGGUAAUAUUUUUCUACUACGUGAAGAUAUUGGGGAAUGGCCAAAUCGACUUCAAAAAAUAUAUGGAGAUUUUUAUGAAACUUAUGUAGGUCCCCGAAGAAUAGUAUGGCUUUGUGGAGAAGAUUUGAUUCACAAAAUAGUGGAUUCAUCGUCGCACAGUAACUUUCAUGAAUUAACGGCUCCAGAUAACGAGGGCCUUAAAGAAGUUGAAUUGUUGAACUCUGGAGUUAUUUUUAAUUUAAACUAUAAAAGCUGGGAAUUCUAUCGAAGGUUUUAUUCGAGAUCAAUACUUAAGCCGUCUUUUAUUAUUCAAGCCACCGAUAGCAUUCAGGAAGUGUUUAAUGAGAUGGAUAAUUACUGGGAACAGCUCGGGGAGGAUUUCAUAUUGGACUUUCCCUUCUGGACCAAAAGAUUUUUUUUAGAUACUAUAUUUCUUAUUGCCACAAGUAAACCCGCAUAUUCAUUGGCUAGCUAUUAUAAUAGUGUGUCACCGGAUAAAAAGGUGCAUGUGUCUGAAAAUAAUCUAAAGGAAAGCGACACUUUCAUACUGGGUAUUAAUGCCUUUGUUACAAGCCUUAUAUACUUUCUAAUGCUUCCAAAGUAUCUAAGAGAGUUUCCAGGACUUAGAAGCUUCACACGUGACUUGAAGGAAAGGUUAAACUGGUUGAGGAAUAAUGUUCGUGGUAUUAUCAAAGAGAGAAGAGAAGAGAUUGAAAGAACUCCCGAAAAUCAGGAGUUAACACAUGAUAUAUUAACAAUGUUUCUAACGAUCAAUACUUCAC